AUGGAUUUUCAUGACAUGCGCCACAAGAAAGCCCCUUCUUUGAUGGGCCGCCCCCAAGCUUGGACCAUAAUUGAGAUUGCCAGUGUCAAUGCCAAUGUUGGUGCUAUUACCAUUUGUCAUCUGACCAAAGUUCAUGUCUCUGCACCUCACCUGUUGGCCCACGCCAUAGCAAACAUUUACUUGGAAUUGGAGCAUAAUCAGGGAUGUUGGUGGGCAAAGAAUAUAGCUUCUGUUGCCUUCAGUGAGCCAGAGGAAGAGGAAGAGGAAGAUGAAGACAAAGACAAAAACAAAGACAAAGACAAAGAUGCAGAAGAAGAGGACAAGAAUGAGGAUGAGAGAAGAUGA
Messenger RNA from Dacryopinax primogenitus, 345 nucleotides. RefSeq lists its product as uncharacterized. The record is from RefSeq and is a predicted model, not a curated record. The transcript has 3 exons. The coding region runs from base 1 to 345 and encodes 114 amino acids. Lineage: Eukaryota; Fungi; Basidiomycota; Dacrymycetes; Dacrymycetales; Dacrymycetaceae.